AUGCACCUGCCCGGUUGCGCGCCCGCCAUGGCCGACGGCAGCUUCGCGCUGGCCGGCCACCUGCUCCGCGGCCCGGGCGCCACCCCCGCGCGGCUGCACAGCAUCGAGGCCAUCCUGGGCUUCACCAAGGACGACGGGCUCCUGGGCGCCUUCCCCGCCGAGCGCGGCGCCCGGGGCCCCAAGGAGCGCGAGCGGAGGGGGCCACGACCGGCUCAGUCCCCGGUGCCCGGAGGCGGCGUCGAGGGCUCCCCGAGGCCCGAGUACGAAGCCCCUCGUCCCUACUGCCCCAAGGAGCCCGGGGAGGCGCGGCCGAGCCCCGCACUACCGGUGGGGCCCCCCGCGGGCGACGCGAAGCUGGCGGAGGAGGAGCCCCCCAAGAAGAAGCACCGGCGGAAUCGCACGACCUUCACCACGUACCAGCUGCACGAGCUGGAGCGCGCCUUCGAGAAGUCCCACUACCCCGACGUGUACAGCCGUGAGGAGCUGGCGGGGAAGGUCAACCUCCCCGAGGUCCGAGUGCAGGUGUGGUUCCAGAACCGACGCGCCAAGUGGCGGCGGCAGGAGAAGCUGGAGGUGUCAUCCAUGAAGCUGCAGGACUCGCCGCUGCUCUCAUUCCGCCGCUCUCCGCCCUCGGCGGCCUUGGCGCCCCUG
This is a messenger RNA of Elephantulus edwardii (Cape elephant shrew), 651 nucleotides long. RefSeq names its product retina and anterior neural fold homeobox (gene RAX). Lineage: Eukaryota; Metazoa; Chordata; Mammalia; Macroscelidea; Macroscelididae. The transcript is spliced from 3 exons. Gene Ontology annotation, molecular function: RNA polymerase II cis-regulatory region sequence-specific DNA binding; DNA-binding transcription factor activity, RNA polymerase II-specific. The record is from RefSeq and is a predicted model, not a curated record. The annotation marks the transcript as partial. Gene Ontology annotation, biological process: positive regulation of transcription by RNA polymerase II.